AUGAAUUCUCUUGUAAUAGAAAAACAACUUGCAUCAAACGCAACAGAACCAGCUAAAUUAGUUCAUAUAUGUAGUCAAUGUACACGUACAUUUAAAGACAUAAAUAAUUUUCGUGAGCAUUUAUUUCAAGAACAUGGUGAACUCGGUGUUAAUGUUCGACAAUGUCAUCUUUGUUCAUAUGCAACUUUACUAAAAUCAAAAUAUGAUUGUCAUAUAAGAUGCCAUAUGAAUAAUCGUGUCCUUCGAUGUCAAAAAUGCAAUUAUUCAACAAUUAAUAUCAGACAUAUGUCGAAACAUGAACGUCAACAUAGUAUAUCUCAUGUGGUUAACACGACUAUGUCCGAAGCAAAACGUGCUCGUAUUAUAAAUAUGAGUACUAAUUAUUCAGCUAAUAUCAAUAAUGAAAAGAUCAAAGUAAAUGAUGAAAAAUCUAGUUUUUCAACAUGCUUUCUGACUGAUAAAAUUUUGAUUCCUGAUGAGAAAAAAUCUCUUGAUGAUUCACAAAAUUCACGUUCAAAUAGUAGUUGUUCAACAGAUGAUUCAAAUCAUAUUCCAUGUUCACAUCAAAAUAGUCUGAUUUCAUUACGUACAAAUGUCUGGACAUUACUUCGAAUGUUACUUCCUCAAUUAUCACUUUAUCAUCCUUCAACAUUACUAAUUGAUUAUGAAUCAGAUCAUUCUAUCGAUCGACUUGUAGCUAAUCUAAUACAAAUACCAUCAUUUUAUAAACCAUAUCCAUCUAUAUAA
Messenger RNA from Rotaria sp. Silwood2, 747 nucleotides. The record is from the annotation of a GenBank genome assembly. Lineage: Eukaryota; Metazoa; Rotifera; Eurotatoria; Philodinida; Philodinidae.